AUGCCUUCCCGUGGCCUUGGCAUGCCUUGGCUUGCCAAGCCCCGACUUGACUUGCCUUGCCUUGGCCUUGGCAUGCCUUGCCCUACCUUGGCAUGCCUUGCCUCGCAUUGCCUUGCCUUGCCUUGCCAAGCCUUGACAAGCCUUCACUUGCCAAACCUUGACUUGCCUUGUCGUGGCCUUGGCAUGCCUUGCCUUGGCCUUGGCUUUGCUCCCCAUUCAAGGCUUGCACGAAGCCUGUGCGCAUCAUGCACGAAGCCUACGCGCAGCAUGCCGAAAAUAUCGACAGAAUUUUUGAAACCUCGUCAUGCCAUGCCCAAGAUGUGGCCUACACCAAGCUAUUCCAGCCAUGCCUUGCUUCAGCUUUGCCUUGCGUUGCCUUUGCAUGCCGUGCUCAUGGCGUAG
Molecule: messenger RNA, 402 nt
Organism: Prunus armeniaca (apricot)
Lineage: Eukaryota; Viridiplantae; Streptophyta; Magnoliopsida; Rosales; Rosaceae
Source: the annotation of a GenBank genome assembly